Molecule: messenger RNA, 210 nt
Organism: Paramecium sonneborni
Lineage: Eukaryota; Ciliophora; Oligohymenophorea; Peniculida; Parameciidae
Source: the annotation of a GenBank genome assembly
AUGUUUAAACACUUAAAUAAGAAAACAGAAAAGUAAAAGAACUAAAAUAAAAUUCAAAUAGAUUAUAAUGAUUCUAGCAGAAAUAUUGGUUAAAUUCAAAGAAUUUAUAGUCAAUUAUAAGAUGUUACCACAGAAACUACUGCUUUUAAUUAGAAUCUAUCUUGUUUGAAGUUAAAGAUUUCAAUUCUUUUAGCUAAUAAAUUAGAAUGA